UGCACUCGUUCCUUCAUCAGACUGCCAGAGGUCGUGACCCCAGACGGGGCAUGAAGUGAAAUCACGUUACUGUCAGCAGAGUCGUGAUGUGAGACGUGAUGCUGCUCGCACAGCGGCGGGCUGCCAUUGGUCGCUGGAGAUGAAUGGAUGGCUUGUGAGCCAAUCAGUCACGUGACUGAGGAUUAUGUAGACGGGCCGGUACCAGAACCUGGCACCCAGACGCUCGCCCGUUCAUCCAUCAUGCACAGCAAAGAGCAGAUCGGCCAUGACGAGUACCAGAAGGCAGCAGAUUGGUUGAUGUGUCAGACGAAGCAGCGCCCCCAGGUGGCGUUCAUUUGCGGGUCUGGCCUGGGCAUGCUCGCCGACGCCCUCAAGUGCCAGGAAUUGUUUCCUUACUCAGACAUUCCUGGUUUUCCGCAGAGCACAGUUCAGGGUCACGCAGGUCGGCUGGUUUUCGGAGAACUGAAGGGGAAGACGUGCGUGUGCAUGCAGGGUCGUUUCCACAUGUACGAAGGACACUCGCUGUGCAAGACAACAUUUCCUGUUCCAGUCUUCAAGCUUUUGGGGGUGGAGACCUUGAUUGUGACAAAUGCUGCUGGAUCAUUGGCUGAGAGCCUCCAACCUGGUCACAUGAUGGUCAUCAAAGACCACAUCAACUUUCCUGGAUUAGUCGGACUGAAUCCAUUGAGUGGACCCAACAAUGACAAGUUUGGGCCACGUUUUCCAGCCAUGUCGAGUUGCUAUGACAAAGGUCUACGUUGCCUGGCGAUGGAGAUUUCCAAGAAUUUGGGUGUGGCCGACCUCGUUCAUGAGGGCGUGUACGCUGCAGUGGGCGGGCCCAACUUUGAAACCAUCGCUGAAGCACAACUUCUGCAUCGACUUGGCGUGGACGCUGUUGGUAUGAGUACCGCUCCAGAAGUCGUCGUUGCUGCUCACUGUGGACUCAGAGUCUUUGGGAUCUCGCUCAUCACAAAUAAGGUACUGAAGAGCUAUGAGGACUCGGACUUGGUGAACCACGAAAGCGUCCUGGAGGUCGGUCGUUUGCGAGCCUCGACUCUGCAGCAGCUGGUGAUGGAGCUGAUUGGCAGGAUGGAAAUAAACAACAUCAUCAUCUGAAUGUGCACACACACUCAGUGCACGCACACACACAGUGCGCCCACAAAUACAGACACACUCACCAUGUGCGCACAAACACACAUU
This is a messenger RNA of Thalassophryne amazonica, 1200 nucleotides long. It is a transcript of the gene pnp4a, whose product is annotated as purine nucleoside phosphorylase 4a. Gene Ontology annotation, cellular component: cytoplasm. Gene Ontology annotation, biological process: nucleoside metabolic process. Gene Ontology annotation, molecular function: purine-nucleoside phosphorylase activity. The record is from RefSeq and is a predicted model, not a curated record. Bases 148 to 1116 code for a protein of 322 amino acids. NCBI's taxonomy places the organism in Eukaryota, Metazoa, Chordata, Actinopteri, Batrachoidiformes, Batrachoididae. The transcript is spliced from 7 exons.